AUGUCACUUAGAUUCUUCAAAUCAUUCACAACUUCUGCCAUACUAUAUAAAUCACCAACCCGCAUAAUGUCCUUAGAAGAACCAUCUACUGCUAGAGUACAAGAAUUGAUUGCAAAUUAUGAUUCUAUAUAUUCCAAAGUUCAAGAAUCCGUUAAAUCAAGACCUGAUUCAAUCAAUCAUCCUGUGGAAUUAGUCGCUGUUUCUAAGUAUAAACCUGCUAGUGAUAUCAAAGCUCUUUAUGAUCAUGGUGUUCGUCAUUUUGGUGAAAAUUAUACUCAAGAAUUAAUUAGUAAAGCUUCAAUUUUACCAAAAGAUAUUAAAUGGCAUUUCAUUGGUGGAUUACAAUCAAAUAAAUGUAAAGAUUUAUCAAAUAAUAUUGAAAAUUUACAUUCUGUGGAAACUAUUGAUUCUUUGAAAAAGGCUAAAAAACUUAAUGAUUCAAGAAGUGGUGUAAAUGGAAGUAUCAUAAAUAUUUAUUUACAAAUAAAUGCAUCAAAUGAAUCACAAAAAUCUGGUUUAAAACCUGAUGAUUUCGAAGGAAUUGAUGAAUUAAUUCAAUAUAUUACUAAAGAUGCAAAAUCUUUAAAUUUAGAAGGAUUAAUGGGUAUUGCUUCAUAUGAACAAUCAACAUCUGAAGGUGAAAACAAAGAUUUUAAAGUCCUUGUUGAAUUACAAAAACAAUUGAAUACAAAAUAUAACCUAAAUUUAAAACUUUCAAUGGGUAUGACUGCUGAUUUUGAAGAAGCUAUAAGACAAGGAACUUCUUAUGUUAGAAUUGGGUCUGCAAUUUUUGGUUCAAGACUUACAAAAGAUGAGAUUAAAGAACAAAAAUAA
Hansenula ciferrii is the source of this 834-nucleotide messenger RNA. RefSeq names its product pyridoxal phosphate homeostasis protein. The transcript has a single exon. Gene Ontology annotation, molecular function: pyridoxal phosphate binding. NCBI's taxonomy places the organism in Eukaryota, Fungi, Ascomycota, Saccharomycetes, Phaffomycetales, Wickerhamomycetaceae. Gene Ontology annotation, cellular component: intracellular anatomical structure. The coding region runs from base 1 to 834 and encodes 277 amino acids. The record is from RefSeq and is a predicted model, not a curated record.